CACGAGGCCUGACCGGAUUUCCGGUGGCUGCCAUUAUCCUAACUGCCAGACCGGUUCCCUUUGGGCGCCGCAUCUGCGUUCGGCCCCGGGUUCCCUGUGCAGUGCUCGCAGGAAACCUAGCGGAGUCGGAAGCUCAAUUUGUUGUCUCUCCAACCUGCGCACUCAGCAGAGUGUGUGCCUAUCUGCCUUUGUUCUUCACCAUGGCUUCUCACAAGACAUUCAGGAUCAAGCGAUUCCUGGCUAAGAAACAAAAGCAAAAUCGCCCCAUUCCACAAUGGAUCCAGAUGAAAACUGGCAAUAAAAUCAUGUACAACUCCAAGAGGAGACACUGGAGACGAACCAAACUGGGUCUAUAAGGAACCACAUAUUGUAUGCUGUUUGAAGGUCACCAUUAAACUUACUGUAUCAAGUUUAAAACA
This is a messenger RNA of Peromyscus maniculatus bairdii (prairie deer mouse), 419 nucleotides long. Its product is annotated as large ribosomal subunit protein eL39-like. The record is from RefSeq and is a predicted model, not a curated record. Gene Ontology annotation, biological process: translation. Lineage: Eukaryota; Metazoa; Chordata; Mammalia; Rodentia; Cricetidae. Gene Ontology annotation, cellular component: ribosome; cytosolic large ribosomal subunit. Gene Ontology annotation, molecular function: structural constituent of ribosome.